Molecule: messenger RNA, 1180 nt
Organism: Saprolegnia parasitica CBS 223.65
Lineage: Eukaryota; Oomycota; Saprolegniomycetes; Saprolegniales; Saprolegniaceae
Exons: 14
Coding region: 1-1173 (390 amino acids)
Biological process (GO): riboflavin transport
Cellular component (GO): plasma membrane
Molecular function (GO): riboflavin transmembrane transporter activity
Source: RefSeq, a predicted model, not a curated record
AUGUCGGAGCUCAAGGUGCACUCGACGCGUCACACGUACUUGGCCUUUAUCGGCUUUGGCCUCGGGUCCUGGGUCAUCUCCGACUUUGUCUUUGCCGAGUUUGCCGCACUCAUGCAGAAAACGCCCGAAGGCUACUCGAUCGGUGCCUAUGUGAUUGUGGCGCUGCAAUCCGCCAAUAUCUUCCCGCUGCUCUACAUGCUCUUCAACAGCCGCCAGCAGUUGAUUUCGAUUCCGACCAUGAUUUGGGGCCUUCUUGUCCUCGGCAUGGUGGCUUGCAUACUGCUGUCUAUCUUCUGGGACACCAAGACGGUCAUUGGCGGUCAUUUGCACAGUACUGCUCUCUUUGCCCUCAUUUUCUGCGGCGGCGCCGUGAGUGCCACAUCGACGGUGGUCUUUUACCCGUUUGCGGCCACGUAUCCCGUCAUGUUUACGAGCGCCCUCGCAACCGGCGAAAGCCUCGGUGCUGUGAUUGCGGGCGUCUUGGCCAUCAUCCAGGAUGUUGGGAGUGACCCAAUGACGUUUUCUGUCGGUGUCGCCUUUCUUUGUGGCGCUUUUAUUUUCCUCAUUUCAUUUGCUUGCUUUGCGUACCUUCGGCGCCAGACAACGUCGGUCGAGAUCUUUGCCGAUCAGGAACUGCUGCUCCAGCAACCGCACAUGGCCCACUCGACCGUUCUCAAGGCGAUCUGGCGCACGCUUCUGUGCCAAUGGUUGCUGGCCAUCUUUAGCUUUGCGGUGAUUCCGUCCGUGCUGCCGAUCCUCGGCGGCAAGUACAAGCACUCGCCGGUGGUGAUGAAGUGGACGUCGGUCUUGGGCAUGCUCUGUGAUCCAACCGCACGCUUCAUUGCGGGUUUUUACCGCAUCAAAAAAGUCGAAGUGUUUACGGCCGCCGCCCUCUUCUUUGCGCUCUGGCUCACGGUUUGGGCAUCGUACAAGGCGCCGCUGUGGUGCGACGCGCCGGCCGGCGGUGUCAUGGUUGUGAUUGCCAACUGCUUGUACACGUCGCUCUCGGCGUUUACUCAAACGAGUUUGUACCAAGUGCUCAAAGAUGUGGACGUGAACCACAAGCUCGCGUACCAGUGGUCUGGCUUUACAACACAAAUGGGCGCGCUCCUCGGGACGGCGGUCAUUUUCUGCCUCGUGACGCUCACCAACGCUUUCCCCUCAGCGUACUAGAAUCGAC